AUGAGUUACGAAUAUAUCUGCGUCCCAGAGGACGCUUUCCAUCCUGGACGAGCCUCUCCAACUUCGGAUUACUUUACAGAUUCUGCAUAUUCGACAUUGGAUAUUGAUCCAGGAAACCCGAGAGCCGGACUGGCACAAAGAUUACAGCACUUGGCUAUUCGAGUGCAAAGUCAGGAUUUAGGAGACGCGACCGCAACCACACUUCACGGAAGACUGGAUGAAAUGGAGCGCCUGCUGGCAGGCCAUUCUUUUGUAGAUUUAGGCAGAGAGGAGGGUAUACAACCAGUCGUGGUGCAAGAGGUAGAUGCGCAGGCGCAAGAUCAAGAUCAAGACCAAGACGAGAGUCAGGAUAGUGAUGAAGACGAUGAGACGAUUGCAGAUGAUACAACUCGAGUAACUAGUUCAGAUGCGCCCACCACAUCUAAGGAAGACGCUAUGAGCGCGACCGGCGCGGUUGGCGAAGAUGAGAGCCGGCAGGACGAGUCCGCCACCAUCGACUCCGAAUUAGAAGAAACUGAGCGCAAAGCCAGGGAGCUUGCGGCUGCGCAGCAGCUUCUUGCGAGGGUAUCGUAUGUGGUAAAGGAACUUCACCUGCGCUACGAAGAACUCAAACAUGUUCAUGAGAUUGCCAUUGCGCGAUCUGAUGAUGAGGCCAGAAGAUCGGCACAAUUAGCAUCGAAAGUAGAAUCAAUGGAAGACGAUCUCUCAGAUGACUGUGCUGAGCUCACCUAUCUCAAAGUACAGCUCAAAGCGCUCGAAACACUAGCAUACCCAUAUAUGCACAUGGCCGAGGACGAGCGACUGCUCGAAGGCAUCGAGGGGUUCAAGCAAGACUGGAAAGCAGUCGAUCAACGAUUUGAAACACGACGACAAAAUUGGCAAGUGUCACCUCGACACAAGGAAAUUGAUCAAGUAUCCAUAAAAUCGUAA
Xylona heveae TC161 is the source of this 930-nucleotide messenger RNA. RefSeq lists its product as hypothetical. NCBI's taxonomy places the organism in Eukaryota, Fungi, Ascomycota, Xylonomycetes, Xylonales, Xylonaceae. The record is from RefSeq and is a predicted model, not a curated record. The coding region runs from base 1 to 930 and encodes 309 amino acids. The transcript is spliced from 3 exons.